Phragmites australis (common reed) is the source of this 1862-nucleotide messenger RNA. Its product is annotated as 3-ketoacyl-CoA synthase 5-like. Gene Ontology annotation, biological process: fatty acid biosynthetic process. The transcript has a single exon. Gene Ontology annotation, cellular component: membrane. Gene Ontology annotation, molecular function: acyltransferase activity, transferring groups other than amino-acyl groups. Lineage: Eukaryota; Viridiplantae; Streptophyta; Magnoliopsida; Poales; Poaceae. Bases 44 to 1507 code for a protein of 487 amino acids. The record is from RefSeq and is a predicted model, not a curated record.
AAAGAAACGUACGCAAACGGACAGCGGCAGUAGCGGCAGUAGCAUGAGCUCGCCAACUCCGCUCAACAAGGGCCUCAUGGCCGUGUACCGGCGUGUCGUGGAUAACGUCCUCGCCGUCGUAGCGGUGCCGCUCGUCGCCGCCGCUCUCAUUGCGGCAGCGCGGUCCGGGCCCGACGAGCUGGCCGGCCGGCUCGGAGAAGCCCGGCCCGUGCACCUCUUCUUGGCCGCGUUCCUCCCGACCGCAGCGGUGACGAUCUACCUCAUGCUGCGCCCACGCACGGUGUACCUGGUCGACUAUGCGUGCUUCCGCACGGCGCCCAACUGCCGCGUCCCCUUCUCCACCUUCCUGGAGCACGCCAAGCAGGUGCCCGUCCUCAACGAGCGCAGCAUCCGGUUCAUGACCAAGCUGCUCGAGCGCUCGGGGCUCGGGGAGGAGACGUGCCUGCCGCCCGCGCACCACUACAUUCCGCCGUACAGCUACUGCACCCUCGACGCGGCGCGCGGCGAGGUCGACCUCGUCGUCUUCUCGGCCAUCGACGACCUGUUCGCAAAGACUGGCAUCAGUCCCGACGCCAUCGACAUCCUCGUCGUCAACUGCAGCCUGUUCUGCCCCACGCCGUCCUUCGUCGACAUGAUCAUCAACAAGUACAAGUUGCGCAGCGACAUCCGCAGCAUGCACCUCUCCGGCAUGGGGUGCAGCGCGGGGCUCAUCUCCGUGGGGCUCGCCAGGAACCUCCUGCUGACCGCUCCGAAAGGCUCGCACGCUCUGGUCGUCUCCACUGAGACCAUCACGCCAAACUACUACGUUGGCACCGAGCGCGCUAUGCUCCUGCCCAACUGCCUGUUCCGCAUAGGCGGCGCCGCCGCGCUGCUGUCAAAUUCCCAGGCCAAGGCCAGGUUCCGCCUAAAGCACGUCGUUCGCACGCUCACCGGCGGGCAGGACAACGCGUACCGGUGUGUGUUCCAGGAGGAAGACGACAAGGGCAACGUCGGGAUCAACCUAAACAAAGACCUCAUGAGAAUCGCCGGCAAUGCGCUCAAGGCCAACAUCGCCGCCAUCGGGCCGCUGGUGCUGCCGGCUUCCGAGCAGCUCCUCUUCGCCCUCUCCUUCAUCGCGCGGAAGAUGCUCAGCAGGCUGGUCAAGCCGUACAUCCCCAACUUCCGCACGGCCUUCGAGCACUUCUGCAUCCACGCGGGCGGGCGCGCUGUCGUCGACGAGCUGCAGCGCAGCCUCAAUCUGUCCGACGAGCAGGUGGAGGCGUCGCGCAUGACAUUGCACCGGUUCGGGAACACCUCGAGCAGCUCGUUGUGGUACGAGCUGGCCUACGUCGAUGCCAAGGGGCGCAUGCGCAAGGGUGACCGUGUGUGGAUGAUCGGAUUUGGUUCCGGCUUCAAGUGCAAUAGUGCCGUGUGGGAGUGCAUCGAGCCCGCGGCCAACGCGGAGGGACCGUGGGCCACGUCGAUCCACAGGUACCCGGUGGACAUUCCAGACGUGCUGAAGCACUAACAACCGAGCUUGGUGGGCAUCAACAAGUGCAUGCUUUCACUUAAAUCCCGCAUAAUAACUGAGAUAUAAGUACAUGUGUCGUUAUAUAGCUGUCAGUCUGAUUAUACAAGUGCAUGCUUCUGUUUGCACUAUUCAUAUAUACCACAGUGUUGUAAUAUCAUACGUGUGUGUGACAAAGGCUUGAAGCAAUAUUAUACUCUUAACUUGUUGUAUAGCUGUCAGUCUGAUUGUUCAGUCGACGUGAUCGACGUUACGGGCAAAAUUCACUACAGUCAUUUUCGCUUCACUAUAUGUAUAUGCAGUGGUUUGCCCUUUGCAGGCUUGCAACUAGGAUAAAAAGAGUUUCUCUGCCUAA